Molecule: messenger RNA, 2931 nt
Organism: Diachasmimorpha longicaudata
Lineage: Eukaryota; Metazoa; Arthropoda; Insecta; Hymenoptera; Braconidae
Exons: 2
Coding region: 1-2931 (976 amino acids)
Biological process (GO): DNA integration
Molecular function (GO): nucleic acid binding
Source: RefSeq, a predicted model, not a curated record
AUGACUCUGUGUGACGAGAUCGAAGGGGGAUGUUAUCUUCCUCACCAUGCUGUCAUCCAGGAGUCCAGUGAGACCACCAAAGUUCGAGUCGUGUUCGACGCCUCCGCGAAGACUUCUACGGGCAUUUCCCUCAACGACACUCUUCUUGUCGGGCCCACGAUCCUUAAUCCCAUCUUUGAGCAAGUCCUUCGAUUUCGCGUUCAUCGGUAUGUCAUUACGGCUGACAUUGAGAAAAUGUACCGUCAGAUUCUCGUCCAUCCGGAAGAUCGUCAAUUUCAGAAGCUUUUAUGGACCCAUCAUGGCCAACUUCGAACAUUUCAACUAAUUACUGUCACUUUCGGGACAGCCUCGGCCCCCUUUCUCGCGGUUCUUACCAUGCAACAGCUUGCUCGGGACGAAGCAGAGCAUUUCCAACGCGCUAGCAAACUCUUACUUCGCGAUUUUUACGUCGAUAAUUUUAUCUCCGGUGCAGAUUCUCUCGACGAUCUCCUAACCAUCCGGGAUGAGAUGAUGGCAUUGUUAGCUCGCGGCGGUUUCAAAAUUCGUCAAUGGGCAUCCAACCACAGCGCGGUACUCAAUUCCAUACAUAAAAAAUUCUUCGACCUGGAUUGUCUGGUCAGAACUGACUCAAUUCAAAAAACUCUAGGUAUCAUCUGGGACGCCGAAAGCGACGUCCUUCGAUACACCAUUGCCCAAGUGAACCCGAAUGUUUCCGCAACCAAACGGAAACUCCUCUCUGAGCUAUCCAAAAUUUUCGACCCAUUAGGUUUAUUAGGUCCCAUAACUCUUCUCGUGAAGACCCUCAUCCAGGAUUGCUGGAAGGCAAAAAUCACAUGGGAUGAGUCGCUUCCUCAGGAUAUCCAUUCCAAAUGGAGAUCAUUAGCAUCUCAGCUUCCACGCUUCCAAGACGUGGUCUUCUCGCGUCAGAUUCUGAUUCCGAACGCUGUAAGCAUCGAACUUCACGGAUUUUGUGAUUUGUCCAUCAACGGCUACGGAGCCUGUCUGUGUAUUAAGUCUCAGGACUCUCAGGGCACUGUCGUGAUUAGAUUGAUCUGCAGUAAAUCUCGAGUAGCCCCUCUGAAAGGAGUCACAAUUCCGCGUUUAGAACUUUGCGCAGCCUCCGUUCUCAAAAGGCUAUAUGUCGAGACUAGGGCUCAAAUAGAAUUUUCGAUCGAUCAGGUAUACUUAUGGUCGGAUUCCACCAUCGUGCUGUGUUGGUUAAAGAAGGCUUCUCAUCUUCUGCGUACCUUUGAAGCGAACCGGGUCGCAGAUAUUCAAACUUUAGGAGAUGAGGUUAUCUGGAAACACAUCCGAUCCGAGGAUAAUGCCGCUGAUGCCCUAUCCAGAGGACAGAUGCCUUCAGAAUUUCUAAAAAAUGCACUCUGGACUACCGGGCCCGAAUGGCUACUCCAUAAUCCAACACAAUGGCCAAAUUCAAUCAUACCUUCAAACCUUCAAGUUCUGGCAUUAAAGAAAGGCAUUUUCCUCCUGGCUGAGGCAUCUCCAGAAGCGAUAUACGCGCGAUUUUCCAAUUUUGAACGGCUUACACGGGUUAUUGCGUGUAUCCUCCGAUGGAAAAAAUCGGAAAUUCCGCGUUCGAACUCCUUUUCAAUUGACGAGCUCCAAGAAGCCGAAUAUCGUAUCUUAGCUAUGGUCCAGCGCGAACGAUUUUCCAACGAACUACGAAAGCUAGCCGCGACCCACGAUUCCAGCGAAUCAGUCCGACCGCGUCGAACAGGGACUCCUUUUGACCAAUUACAUCCCUUCAUUGACGACAAGGGAAUUCUACGGGUAGGUGGACGCCUCACCCAGUCGGAACUUCCGUUUAAUCGGAAACACCCCAUUUUACUACCAAGUAAACAUCUCGUCAUUGAUAUGCUCAUUCGCCGAGUUCAUCAGUCAAACUACCACGCCGGGAUUCAGACUACCCUGUAUGUCCUUCGAUCCAAAUGUUGGAUUCUCAAUGGCAAGGAUCAAAUCAGGAAAAUUAUUCAUUCCUGCCUUGAAUGUAUCCGCCAGAGACCAAAAUUUGCCCAUGCUCAGAUGGCAGAUCUCCCAAAAUUCCGUGUUAACGAAGCCCCAGCAUUCGCGAAAACAGGCGUCGACUUCUUCGGGCCAAUUCCGAUCAAAGAGAAGAAGGAUCUCAAUCGAUCUUUUUUGAAGGCAUACGGAUGCGUUUUUAUAUAUAUGGUGUUCGUUAGUAGAAGAGGAGUUCCGGAACACAUGUACUCCGAUAACGGCACGAACUUCGUCGGGGCGAACCGAGAACUCAACGAAUUAUACAAUCUGAUCUCGAGUCCUGAUUUCGAAGAAACUGUGGGCGCGUACGCGACAUCUAAACGCAUCCGUUGGCAUUUCAAUCCACCAUUAUCUCCCCAUUUUGGCGGGAUUUGGGAAGCAGCCGGAAAGAGUUUCAAACAUCAUUUGAAACGCGUUUUAAAAGACCAUAAAUUAACCUAUGAUCAAUUAAAUACUCUCUUAAUAGAAAUUGAAUCAAUUUUGAAUUCCCGACCGUUGUGUGCUCUUUCGGCUGAUCCCAAUGAUCCCAUAGCUAUAACCCCAGCACAUUUACUUAUUGGUCGUCCAUUCAAUCAAUUACCCGAAAGAUCUUCUUCCUCAGUUGCAGUUAAUCGCUUGUCCAUUUAUAAUUUCAUCACCAAGGCCAAACAGGACUUUUGGAAUAAAUGGCACAAGGAGUAUCUGCACGAACUGCAAACUCGCCACAAGUGGCAGGAUUCCACAGCUGAGCUCAAGGUGGGGGCAGUAGUGCUUUUAAUGGACGAUCUCCUCACUUGUGCUCGAUGGUCGCUGGAUGUCAUCACUGAGGUGUUUCCUGGCAGUGACGGAAUCGCUCGGGUGGCAACCAUCAGAACCACAAAUGGAACAUUCAAGCGCAACAUUACCAGAUUGUGCAUGUUGCCAAUGACUUAG